AUGGCAGCCUAUGACCAUGACCCCUUGUCGUCUUCUCUCACCUCCGACUCGCCGUCUUACCUCUCCAUCGCCGCCCUUCCGUCCUCCUCAGACGGCGGCGGCCACCACCCGACCGACUCCGAUCUGUGGUGCCUCACCUCACUCAGCUCGAACCUCGGGCAGCUCGUGUCGGCUGCCGAGUUCAACGACUACAGCGACGCCGAGAUCGUGGCCGACGGCAUCCCCGUCGGCGUCCUACGUGGCGUCCUGGCCGCGAGGAGCCCCUUUUUCCACGACCUUUUCCGGAAGGAUCGCAUUCGCACCAAUGCCACGGAGCGGAAGUACCUGCUUUCUGAUCUGGUGCCGGGCGGGACUGUUGGUUAUGACGCGUUUUUGACGGUCUUGAUUUACUUGUACACGGGCCGGGUCAGGCCUGCCUCACCCGAUGCUUCCACGUGCGUCGACGAGGCAUGCCCCCACCACGCGUGUGUGCCGGCAGUCGACUAUCACGUGCACCUCUUGUACGCUUGUGCCGCCUUCCAGAUCAAUCACCUCAUGGAUUUCGUUGAGCGACGCCUUCAAUAUUUGGCAAACCAAGUUCUGGUGGAGGACAUGAUCCAAAUCGUGAGGGCCGCAAUCCACUGCGGCUCGACGCGCCUCGUCUCCCACUGUGUCCACCGGAUCGCACGUGUCGACAUUGAUGACGUCAUCGUGGACCGGACCCUCCCGGCCGAUAUUGUCACCCAGAUCAAAACCAUCCGCGCGGAGUCUGAUUACGAACAAGAGCACGACUCAUCACAAGUGAAGCUCCUCCACUACCUCAACCGCAAGGUCAACAAGAGGAUCUACCGGGCCCUCGACUUGGACGACGUCCAGCUCGUGAAGCUGCUGCUCGACGAGUCGAACCUCACCCUGGACGAGACCUACGCCCUUCACUACGCGGCCGCAUUCUGCAGCCCCAAGGUGUUUGACGAGGUCUGGUCCCUCGGAAAGGCCGACUUGAACAUUCGAAACGCGAGGGGCUACACGGUACUCCACAUAGCCGCCAAGCAGAGGGACCCGUCGAUUGCGCUGAGGGUUCUGGAGCACGGCGGGUGCCCGAUGGUGCGCACGUGGGAUGGGAGGACGCCGGCUGUGAUGCGGAGGAGAAUAACCCGGCCCAAGGACUUUUACAGCACGGCGGGGCCUGGGAAAAAGACCAAUAUGGACCGGCUUUGUAUAGAGAUUUUGGAAAGGGAGAUGCGCGGCUGGAGCCUGUGGAAAGGGACCGUGCCGGAGAAGGAAUCGGCUAUGGUGGCGACACAUGAUCUUCGCAUGAGCCUUCUGCUUCUUGAGAACAAAGUGGCAAUGGCGCGAUAUUUGUUUCCUGAGGAAGCAAGAUUAGCUAUGCACAUAGCACGUGCAGAUUCGACCUCGGAGUUUUCAGGGCUUUCGACAUCGACAGGCAGCUCGUCCAGAAACUCUAGUGACGUUGAUUUAAAUGAAAUGCCACCCGAGCAAGUCAAUAGGCUUCAACAGAGACUGCAAGCCCUGCAAAAAGCCGUGGAAGCAAGUCGCCGGUUUUUCCCCAACUGUGCGGAUGUUGUGGAUAAGUUGGUGGAGGACGACACAUUAGGCGACCUCUUGUUGGAAAAAGGUAGUCCCGAGGAGCAGAGAACGAAAAGAGUGAGGUACAUGGAACUCAAGGCAGACUUGAUGAAGGCGUUCGAUAAAGAUAUGGCAAAAAAAAAAAUCAUGGGGACCAGCAGCAACGAUCUCCUGUCAUCUUCCCUGAGCUUCGGCUCGUCCACAUACCUCUUCACCGGCGGCUACGAACUCGAGUCGAACUUCGAGUCGUCGAGCCUCAACCGGCUCAGCUCAAACCUCGAGCGGCUGCUUCUAGCUGCCGAGUACAACGACUACAGCGAUGCUGAGGUUGAAGCCGACGGCAUCUCGGUCGGAAUCCUCCGCGGCCUCCUCGCCACCAGAAGCCCGUUCUUCCACAAGCUGUUUCAAGACAAGAAACCGGACGUGGGGCCCGCCGGAAAACCCAAGUACCUUCUGUCGGAGUUGGUUCCCGGUGGGAACGUCGGGUACGAAGCUUUCGUGGUCAUCUUGAUUUAUCUUUACACGGGCCGGUUGAGGGGCCCGCCUCCCGAGGUUGCUACGUGCAUUGACGAGGCGUGCCCCCACGAUUCGUGCGUGCCGGUGGUCGAUUAUCACGUGCAGCUCAUGUACGCUUGCCAUUGCCUUCUAAACUACGUUAACAAAGUUCGUGUCGAGGAGAUAGUCCCGAUUGUCAAAGCCGCAAUCCAUUCCGGGUCGGGCGCGCUCGUCUCUCACUGCAUCCAACGGAUCGUGAGGAUCGACGUCGAUGAUGUCAUCAUCGAUCGGACCCUCCCGGCCGAUAUCGUAUCCCGAAUCAAAUCUCUACGUUCGAAAUCCAACUACGAGGAAGAGCACGACUCGUCGCAAGUGAAGCUCCUCAACUACCUCAACUGCAAGGUCAUCCAAAGGAUAUACAAAGCCCUCGACUCGGACGAUAUCCAGCUCGUGAAGUUGUUGCUCGACGAGGCAAACCUCUCCCUCGACGCGGCUUAUGCCCUCCACUACGCGGCCGCCUUUUGCCCGCCUAAAGUGUUUGAUGAGGUCAAGAGCCUCGGGCAGGCCGACUUGAAUUUGAGGAACGCGAGAGGUUACACGGUUCUCCACAUAGCCGUUAGGCGAAAGGAUCCUUCGAUAGUGUUGAGGGUUCUUGAGAGUGGCGGGUGCGUGAUGGACCCCACGUGGGAUGGGAGGACUGCGCUUACAAUAAGGAGGAGGUUGACUCGACCCAAGGAUUUUCAUGAGGCGGUGGGGCCCGGGAAGGAUACGAACGCAUACCGGUUGUGUGUAGAGGUGUUGGAGAGGGAGAUGUGGGGGAGCACUUGGGGUGGGGCCCCCCCGCCAGUUGUGGCGGUGGACGAUCUUCAAAUGAAGCUUCUACUUCUCGAAAAUAGAGUGGCAAUGGCACGAUCUUUGUUUCCUGUGGAAACCAGAUUAGCCUUGCACAUAGCACAUGCAGAUUCGACCUCUGAGUUUGGCGGGCUCUCGGAACCCACAUCACGGGCAAAUUUGACAGAGGUCAAUUCAAAUGAAAUGCCACCCGAUGAGGUCAAUAGGCUCCAGCAGAGAUUGCAUGCCUUGCAGAAAACCGUGGAAGCAAUGCUCCGGUUUUUCCCCAACUGCUCAGAAGUUGUGGAUAAGCUGUUGGAGGAUGACACUUUGGGCGAUCUCCUAUUGGAAGAAGGAAGUCCCGAGGAGCAGAGAACAAAGAGAGUGAGGUAUAUGGAGCUCAAGGCGGAUUUGGCAAAGGCGUUCAAUAAGGAUAUGACUUGAAAUAAACGAAGGGCUUCGCGUCGUGUGCCUUCUCCCGCUCGACGUAAUUCAAAAGGAUAAAAUGUGAUGAAUGGUAACUGUCCAUUCUUUUUAAUCCAAGAUUUGGAUUCUUGGAAGGCUAGCCUUUCUUAUACAGUUGAAAAGAGACUUUAUGCUUGUUAACUUGUAAGAGGCUUCUGCUGCUGAACACACACACACACACACA
Messenger RNA from Striga asiatica, 3541 nucleotides. The record is from the annotation of a GenBank genome assembly. Lineage: Eukaryota; Viridiplantae; Streptophyta; Magnoliopsida; Lamiales; Orobanchaceae.